Gekko japonicus is the source of this 917-nucleotide messenger RNA. Its product is annotated as zinc finger protein 384-like. The transcript is spliced from 4 exons. The annotation marks the transcript as partial. The record is from RefSeq and is a predicted model, not a curated record. NCBI's taxonomy places the organism in Eukaryota, Metazoa, Chordata, Lepidosauria, Squamata, Gekkonidae.
AUGGGCAGCGGGCGAGGGAACAUGAGCGGGUGUCUUCGGCAAGGGUCGCUUCCGGGGUUAAGUCACCCGGAAGCGGAAGAGGACAAGGGCUGUCUCCUGUCCGCCUGGCUGUCUGCGGGAGCGGCGGCGGCAGGCGGCAGUGGUGGCGGCGUCGUCGGCUCCGGGGCCGGUCCCUCGCAGCUGGUGGCCCGAGCGCCGCUGGACUCCGCGUCGGCGCGGCCGUUGUUCCCCGCCUCAGCCCGGACGGGGCGGAGAGUGAGGGGCCGCGGGCGGGCUAGAAUGGAAGAAUCUCACUUCAACUCCUCUCCGUAUUUCUGGCCUGCGGUGCCCACGGUCUCCGGACAGAUCGACAACAGCAUGUUCAUCAACAAGAUGAAGGAGCAGCUGUUACCCGCAGAGAAAGGCUGUGGCCUGGCUCCCCCCCACUACCCCGCCCUGUUGACCGUCCCCACCUCCGUGGCCCUGCCAACCAGCAUCUCUAUGGAGUCUGACACCAAGCCAGAGCAGCUCACCCCGCACAGUCAGGCACCCGUGACGCAGAACAUCACUGUGGUGCCUGUGCAGUCGGCCGGGCUCAUGACGACAGGCCCUGGCCUGGUGAUCACUUCUCCCUCUGGGUCGUUGGUGACCACUGCUUCCUCCGUGCAAACCUUCCCCAUCUCGGCGCCAAUGAUUGUCUCGGCCCUCCCGCCCGGCUCCCAGGCCGCCCUCCAGGUUGUCCCUGACCUUUCCAAGAAGGGGGGCGCUGCCCUUGCUGAGGGAGGGGCAGCCAGCGGCAUCGGAGGCAUCACUCCCAAAGCGCCCCGAGGUCGGAAAAAGAAGCGCCUGCAGGAGUCCGGCUUGCCGGAGAUGAGUGAUCCUUUUGUGCUGUCGAACGAGGAUGACGACGACCAGCACAAAGAUGGCAAGACGUACAG